This is a messenger RNA of Phymastichus coffea, 1988 nucleotides long. It is a transcript of the gene Nup58, whose product is annotated as nucleoporin p58/p45. Bases 96 to 1844 code for a protein of 582 amino acids. The record is from RefSeq and is a predicted model, not a curated record. NCBI's taxonomy places the organism in Eukaryota, Metazoa, Arthropoda, Insecta, Hymenoptera, Eulophidae. The transcript has 7 exons. Gene Ontology annotation, biological process: nucleocytoplasmic transport. Gene Ontology annotation, molecular function: structural constituent of nuclear pore. Gene Ontology annotation, cellular component: nuclear pore.
UUUGAAACGCGGUAUGUGUAUUGUUGAUUCUGCAGAUGAAAACUCAUUUGCUUGAUGAUUUUUAAGUGAUUUUUUCGAUACUGAGCAACGUUACGAUGUCGAAGUUUACCUUUGGGGCCACCACCACAACUGCACCAACAACUGGUUUCACCUUCAACACGCAAUCACAAGCAGGCAGGAGUUUCGGUACAAGCACAACUUUUGGUGCUACAACAACAGCAACACCAGCACCAGCAAUGCAACCAGCAGCUCAAACUUCAAUGUCAACAAUAAACUUCAGUUUUGGUAGUAAUCCAACACCAGCAACUCAGCCAACUGGAUCAAUGCUGGGAACUGCUGCUGCAGCAACGACAGCAUCUACUCUCUUUUCAACAACAACACCAGCACAGCCAACCCAGUUAGGUCAACCAACUCAACCUGCACAGUCAACUGGUUUGACAUUUGGCACACCAACAGCUAAGCCUACGGGUUUGACCUUUGGAACCCCAACAACUGGAACAGCUGCAACAUCUGCAAUAGGCCUAACUACUGGUAGUCUAACAACUGGUGGUUUGACAACUGGAGGACUGAGCUUUGGUACAUCUGCUGCUACAACAACUACUGGUUUAUCAUUUGGUACACCUACAUCAAGUACUACUACUGGUGGUUUGAAUUUUGGAGCUGCACCUGCUACAGGAGGUCUGUCGUUCGGAACAACAACUAGUUCUGCUGCUUCAGCUGGUACUGGUUUAAGUUUUGGUGCCACUACUACAACCACAACUGCCCCAUCUAUGUUUGGUUCAUCAACUAGUGGAAUUUUUGGAGCAAAACCUACUGCAACUACAGCACUUACAACAACUACUUUAUCAACAACUAACAAUCGCGGCCUUGGAGGUCUGGAUGUUUCAAUAAGUAACAAGGGUCUAGCACAAGGUAACACAAGCCCAACUGCUGCCAAAGAAAAUUUGUUACCAAAUGAAUUAAUGCAGACUAUCGAAGGAUUUAAAGAAUUUGUAAAAAUACAAAAAGUCUUAAGCUCUGAUAUAGCACGAGGCUCUGCAAGGCCUCUGAACAGAUGUGCUGAAGAUACAGCUUCUCUUAUGGAAAUGCUCACAACUCUGGCUGGUUCUGUUCAGAGAGAUCGUUUCUUAGCAGACAAAUUAAAGUUGGACACGGCGAAGGCACUACAAAACGCCGAAAUUGCUCAAAGAACGCACGACACUCCUGCGGGUUUACAAUAUGAAAAUAAUGCACCACUCCUGUUUUUUAUAGAGUUGGCAGAACAGUUCGAAAAUGACCUGAUGUUAUUCAAAUCGCAAAUCGAAACGACGGAAAAGCAUAUUCAAACGAUGAUGUCGCCGAAAACUUUAACUCCACAAGAAUUGACUAUGGCAAUGAGCAAAUUACACGAAUCUCUUGUAGCAGUGGCAGGCAGACUUCAAGGAAUACACGCUAAAGUCCAACAACAAAAAGAACAAUACCUUAAUUUUAGGAAGUACGUUUUAAAAGAUAAUCAAAAUGUUUUUGAAGAGAAUAAGCUCAAUACAAAGACGAGUAGGAGUAGUAUAGGGAGAAUAACUAGUGGUCCAACGCCAUUCGGCCCCGGAAACAGAAGCUUUAUGUCUUCUACAGCUUUAAAUUCAUCACAAACGCCUAACUUAGGAACUCCAAAUCCUUUAGGUUGGGGAAAUGUUACAGGAACGACCCCGUCGUCAAAUCUCUCGAUGAGUACACCAAUGAAGCCCCCAACGGCCGGUUUAAAUUUCAAUCCCCCAGCUAAUCUUACAUCACCACUGUCCUCGACGGAUGCAAGCUCAAAUUUUCAAUUGCAAAAGCCACCUGCCAAUAAAAGAGGAAAACACUAACGUGCGCUGUAAAAUACUGGUAUAAUAGUUGAUUUUUGUAAUUAUUUUAAUUAGAACCUUUUUCUUCUGUAUAUUAUGUGAUGAAAUUGAUAAAUAACUAAUUUUCUGUAAAAAGAGUUUCUUAACACGUUGAUCGUUAACCUU